AUGAAAUCAGUUCCUGAAAAUAACUCUGUACAGACCUGUUCCACCAGUUUCCCUGGAGCACAGAAUGCCUCAUUCUCCACCCUGAACUCCCUUCAGACCCUGUUGGAGGUCAAGAACUGCAGCAGCGAAGGGUUCAAUCCCACAGAGGCAGUUGGCAAAGGCCAGUUUGAGGUUGACACAAUCUUUGACCUGAGACCUGUAGCCUUUCUGAAAGAUUUGGAUCUUUUUGUGAAUGGGGAAGCCUUUGGAAGUUAUAAAAUGAGAAUGAGAUUGUUGUUCAGUUGCCAGUUCAUUUCCAACCCUUUGUGA
Molecule: messenger RNA, 309 nt
Organism: Rangifer tarandus platyrhynchus (Svalbard reindeer)
Lineage: Eukaryota; Metazoa; Chordata; Mammalia; Artiodactyla; Cervidae
Source: the annotation of a GenBank genome assembly